AAAUAGCAGUCACGUUGACAAUGUCAUCAAUGAAUGCAAUAUAAACACGAUAAAUAAUGAUUGCAAAAUUAUCGGCAUAACAUAAUAAGACAGAUGGCAUCGUUAAUUCUUCAAGCACUGAAACUAUACUGGAGGACAUUAUUUCUUCUCAUUUACCCAUUGGUACUCCUUCCUGUAUUUCUUGCCGAAAAUACCCCCGCCUUCAGGUGUCUCUAUGUCGUACUUCUAAUGGCAGGCUAUUGGGUCCUGGAAGUCUUACCCUUAGCAGUAACAGCACUCAUCCCAAUGGUUCUCUUUCCCCUAAUGGGCAUCUUGAGCACAAAAAAGACAUCGCUGGCUUACAUGAAAGAAACCAACAUGAUGUCUAUAGGUGGUCUCAUUAUAGCUAUUGCUGUGGAGCAGUGUAAUCUUCAUAAAAGAGUAGCUCUUCACGUAAUGAAAAUUGUGGGCUGUAGUCCGAGAAGAUUGAACGUCGGCUUAUGCUGUGUGACUAUGUUUGUCUCCAUGUGGAUAUCGAACACAGCCGCAGCUGCCAUGAUGAUACCCAUUAUGCAAGCUACCCUGACAUCUCUCGAGGAACAAGGCAUAAUAGCGGUGUAUGGGACAAACGCAGAUCGAGACCAGUUGUCUUAUCCUACGGAGGCGAACGCAGAAGAAAACGCAAACAGAAAACCGACCAAGAUCACAAUGUGUUACUUCAUUUCUACCGCUUACGCAGCGACGAUAGGAGGAAGUGGAUGUAUCAUCGGCUCUGGCAUGAAUUUGGCUUUCAAGGGUUUAUAUGAAACAAGAUUUCCUGAUAGCCCAGGUGUGGAGUUUUCCAGCUGGAUGUUACUCAAUCUGCCGAUAAUGUUAGUAACAAUGUUUUUCGUCAUCAUUUGGAUGCAGUUUCAUUUUUUGGGACUAUUUCGGCCAAAUUCUGACGAUGCAAAGAAAAUCAAAAUUGGACCAGAGGGACGGUUCAUUGCAAAAAGUAUCAUGGACCAACAAUUGCAUGAACUUGGUCGUAUGUCUUUCCAUGAAAUUUGCGUCGGGAUAUGUUUUGUUUUGGUCGUAUUAUUAUGGUUCUUCAAACGACCAGGUUUUAUGAAAGGAUGGACGGAGUACAUAACUGAUACGAAUACUGGGGAUGCUACAAUCGCCAUUUUGGUAGUACUCAUAUUGUUCUUAUGUCCAUCAAAAUCUGAAUUCAUUUACUCUCUCAGCAAGGACGAAUCAAAGAGACCAAAGUCUUCUUCUCCUUCCCUGAUUACUUGGAAAACUGUUAACCAGAAGAUGCCGUGGAGCUUGUUAUUCCUUCUAGGUGGCGGAUUUGCAAUGGCCGAUGGAUCGCAGGAGAGCGGCAUGAGUAAAAUGAUUGCGGAAUACCUGAGGAAUUUUGGUACUUUGGAUAAGCAUUACGUCAUGUUAGUUUCCUGUGCAACGAUAGGUCUUCUAACGCAGGUGUUUUCUAGUAACAUCGCCUGCGCGACCUUGGUUAUUCCUGUUAUGGCGGACUUGUCUGUGAUUUCGAAAAUACACCCAAUGUUUCUCAUGAUGUCUUCUGCCCUUUGUUGUGGUUAUGCUUAUUGCUUACCAGUUUCGACUCCACCAAAUGCCAUUGCUGUUGCUGCAUGUAAUAUGCCCACUUGGAAUGUCAUCAAAGUUGGCAGUGGAAUACUCGUGAUAAAUCUUGUUGUACUCUUCUCCAUCUAUCCAUUUUAUGGAAAUAUUAUUUGGGAUUUUGAUACUUACCCCGAGUGGGCAGUGUGAAACUGAUAAUUCCAUGACUUUGUCACAAAAGUAACUACCAAGGACUGAAACAAACAUAUCUAAUAUGUAAUAACACUAAUUUCUUUAUCUUUCAUGUAUUCGCAAUUGAAUGUAGAAUGUAAUCAUUUUAACAAG
This is a messenger RNA of Phaedon cochleariae (mustard beetle), 1887 nucleotides long. Lineage: Eukaryota; Metazoa; Arthropoda; Insecta; Coleoptera; Chrysomelidae. The record is from the annotation of a GenBank genome assembly.